AUAUAUUUGGCUUCAAAACAUUCAAAUCUUACAAGAUUUAAUUUCAGUCAUAUGUUAAAGAAACUUCAAGACUUCUAGUCAGCUAAUGAUGGAUCUGAAAUUGUGGCUCUCAAUUCUGAUGGUUUGUGGGAUGGCUGAAUCUCUAGGCUCGGGCAAGGACUGGCUCAUAGAUGUGCCAUCCAGAAUCUCUGUUCUUCAAAACUCAUGUGUGGUCAUUCCCUGUAGCUACGUUUACCCCAAGGCAAGAAAAAUGUUGAAGACAUGGAGGGGAUACUGGAAGAGAAGGGGCACAGUUGUCGCAUCAAAUUUCCCCAAUGCGAGACUAACGGAUGAGUUCUACCAUCGAUCCAGAAUUAGAGGAACCAUUCAAAGCGGCAACUGCACCUGGCAGCUGAAUCGUGUCAGAGAAACUGACACUGGUCCGUUUUACUUCAAAAUUGAAAUUCCACAACAUAAAAGCUUCACUUUCUCACAAAAUACGGUGACCCUCAAUGUCUUCCGAGUUCCUGAGCCUCCCACCAUGUCUGUUGCAGUCCAAGAUGAAGUGACUGCCACCUGCAAAGUUACUCAUGUCUGUCCAUCAUCUCCUCCCAAAUUCUCAUGGAGCCACUCUGGAACAAGGAAAACAAGGUCAAAAAAGGAAAAUAAAUGGUUGUGGUCAACAACGUCGACCCUCACCUUUACCCCUCAAGAAGCCGACUUCAACAUGCCUUUAAACUGUACGGUGUUGUUCAAAGGCAACAAGUCUACAAAGGGCUCUGUGCUUCUCAUCAAGUAGAAUACCAAGUGAAUCUAAAUAUGGAGUACUAGAUUAGAGCAAUAUUUUCAGAGCUAUCAGCCAUAUGACAAAGUGAUUUUGCAGAAAAAGGUCUGAAUUAGUAAAACUACAAAAAAAAAAACAUUUAGAGAGACAAGAAAUUCUUAUUGUUGCUUUGAUUCAUAUCACCUUUUGAGUUUAACUUUACCUAAAUCUUUUGAAAAUGUGUUAGAGGCUAAAAAGUUAGGAUUCAUUUUCUUAACCAUUAAUGAUUUUCUAAUUUGAUUUAUGGAUUAAUUUUGUUUAGCUUUUUUUCUUAUACUCUUCAUCAAUUGUAAGACCAUACACUGACUA
Molecule: messenger RNA, 1111 nt
Organism: Xiphophorus maculatus (southern platyfish)
Lineage: Eukaryota; Metazoa; Chordata; Actinopteri; Cyprinodontiformes; Poeciliidae
Product: myeloid cell surface antigen CD33-like
Exons: 4
Coding region: 86-778 (230 amino acids)
Source: RefSeq, a predicted model, not a curated record